Drosophila navojoa is the source of this 651-nucleotide messenger RNA. RefSeq names its product Vacuolar H[+] ATPase PPA1 subunit 2 (gene VhaPPA1-2). Gene Ontology annotation, molecular function: proton-transporting ATPase activity, rotational mechanism. NCBI's taxonomy places the organism in Eukaryota, Metazoa, Arthropoda, Insecta, Diptera, Drosophilidae. The record is from RefSeq and is a predicted model, not a curated record. Gene Ontology annotation, cellular component: proton-transporting V-type ATPase, V0 domain. Gene Ontology annotation, biological process: proton transmembrane transport.
AUGGGUAUUCGCACAAUUUGUCUUAUAUUCUUUGGCCUGUGCCUUUUUGGAGUCCUGGCCUUCAUUCUGGGCAAUGUGAUGACUGACCUAGGAGAACGGUCAGGCUUGAGCUGGUUCCUGCACACAACUAGUCCCUACAUGUGGGCCGGUCUGGGCGUCGGCCUGUGCGUCUCACUAUCCGUUGUGGGCGCUGCGAUUGGCAUUUUCAUGACGGGCGUCAGCAUUGUCGGAGGAGGGGUGCGUGCGCCUCGCAUCAAAACCAAGAAUCUAAUAUCUGUGAUAUUUUGCGAAGCCGUUGCCAUUUACGGCCUAAUCAGCUCGAUUGUGUUCUCCGGGAAUCUGCAGACCUAUGUGAUCCACAAUGUGAUCAACCAUCGCAAGAUCAUGACGCGAAACAUAUUCACGGGAUACGCCACCUUUGGCGCCGGCCUGUCUGUUGGUCUGGUGAAUCUCAGCUGUGGCAUAUGCGUGGGCAUUGUGGGCUCUGGAGCAGCUCUAGCGGAUGCCGCCAAUUCAUCCUUAUUUGUCAAGAUACUAAUUGUGGAGAUCUUUGGCUCAGCAAUUGGACUGUUCGGAUUGAUUGUGGGCAUUUACAUGACGUCUAAUGCGGAAAUGGUUAAUUAAUUCAUUUUUUAUUAAAAACUAUAACUU